Molecule: messenger RNA, 1983 nt
Organism: Priapulus caudatus
Lineage: Eukaryota; Metazoa; Priapulida; Priapulimorpha; Priapulimorphida; Priapulidae
Product: peroxisomal membrane protein 11C-like
Exons: 4
Coding region: 88-639 (183 amino acids)
Biological process (GO): peroxisome fission
Cellular component (GO): peroxisomal membrane
Source: RefSeq, a predicted model, not a curated record
CUGGCUGCUAUGGCUCGUUACUGCUAUCUGGUUUUGUUAGUAAAAGAAACUCUGUUCGAUUGGAAAAAUGAGUAAUGAACUAUCCGCAUGUCGAACGUGUUGCGGUUGCUUGAUGAUAUUCCUAUGUUAGCAUACACAUAUCGAUAUGGGUUUGGAGGAAAGGAAAAGGAUGGUGCAUUAAGGAAGCUUGGCAUAUUGAGCAACAUUGUGAAUCAAAUGUACUUCCCAGUUGAGCACAUAGCCUGGUUGGGGGAAAAGAAUAUCAUUAAUGUGAAAGACUGCUCCAAAUGGUGGAAUUUGUGUACUACAUUGUGGACUGCAUCACUGAUAGUGGAAAUUAUAAGAGGUAUUUUAAUUAUGUCAAAGCUGAAGGCCCGAAAACGCAACAUGAUGCACAAAGCUGUUAAUAGUGUCAGCUCUGCAGAAAGAGAACGGCAUGUUAUGGAGUUAGGUGCCCUCCAGAGGAAAACAACGACAGAAGUACUUGUGAUCAUCCAGCAUACGUCUGACUUGUGUAAUGCUGUGCACUGGUUACCUGCUGGCAUUCUCUGGUCAGGAGUGCUAAAGCCUUGGCAGGUUGGCAUGUUUGGAACAAUAUCUUCCCUAAUUGGGCUUGGCAUGAUGUUACGCUGGAAGUAAGUGAUUUUAGUGCAUUGUUACGACGGGAAAACAUAUACACGUGUUUUAGACGUGUUUAUAAUUAAACAGCUUUCAUGGCCAUAAAGUGCAAUGAUGCUCAUAAGUUAGCCCUCAAUACAUAUUUACUCCUAUAAUAAUAUUUUUGUAUGAAUUAUAAUUAACAUCCAGACCUACACACAAGUAUACACACUACUUAAAUGCAAUAAAGGCAAACGAAUAAUUUGUGUGUAUGACAGUCAUUUUAAUAGUGUACACGUGAAAUUGACAAUACACUGCUGCUUACACAUUACACUACUUUACACUCCAUAUCUGUGUAGUCUUUAAAAUCAGUUACAGACUUAAUAAUGAACAUCCUGUACCACAGCAAUGCUUGAACUGGUUGGAAAAUAGGUUGGUUACUUAUGGAAGUUAUAGACUAAUUGCAAUAUGCUACCUAUAUCACAUGUACAUAUACUGUAGCAGAAGCACUGUAAUACAUCAUUAACACAUAAAGAAAAUUUUCAGAGGAUUUGUACGUUUAAUUUCAACACUUAUUCCAAUAAUAAUGCACAUGUGCCUUUUCAAAAAGAUUAGGGUGGGUGCUAGCCAUGAAUAUCAUCAUAUUCAAUUGAAUGGAUUAUUAUAAAUUAAACAAGUUGCAAAAUUAGACCAGUACAAUUGAACAAAUACAUUACAUGAAAACAAGUACGAUAAUUUGUAUGUAUACCAAUUGUAAAGUAAUGUGUAGUUUCAGGACUAAUUAUUCCUUCUUGUAUAUUCAUGUUAAUAAGCUGUACUUUUUCGAUUUUGUAUGACUGAAAACUUGUUAUAAACAAAUGACCUGUAAUUAUAUUAUACACAUUUAUAUUUUCCAUAUAUGCUUUCAUUUUAGUAGUUUAUCAUAAUCAAAUCAACUUCUGUUAGUGAAACUAUGUAUCAACAAGAGCACACCUAUGUUUUAUGUGCUUUUAUAUCAUACAUCAAAGUGGGCAAGUACUUCCAUGUAAAACGCUCGUGUACAGAUACUCCAGCGAUCUGGUACUAUAGUAGUAUCAUCUGCAACAUAGUACAGUAAUAUGUGCCUUUUUGUGUUCAUGAAAAUUUUAGUAUUUUCUCGUCAUUAACAGUGUCUCAUAUAUAUUAUAUAAGUGAGAAUACUGACGAGAUUUGUGGAUUAUAUAGUCACCUGCCUAAUAAUCAGUAUACAGUUAAAAUGUAAAUAUGUAGCUCACAGUAUAUAUAAGCCAAAACAAAUACGGGAGAAAUAUUAGAAUGCUAAUCUAAACACAUGGCUAAUUGUCCACAGUGGCUAACAGAUCCGCCAUGAAACUGGUUUUAUAUAAAAUGUUAUUUACUUCUAUGCUA